Molecule: messenger RNA, 2700 nt
Organism: Epithele typhae
Lineage: Eukaryota; Fungi; Basidiomycota; Agaricomycetes; Polyporales; Epitheliaceae
Product: DUF300-domain-containing protein
Exons: 14
Coding region: 1-2700 (899 amino acids)
Biological process (GO): transport
Molecular function (GO): transporter activity
Source: RefSeq, a predicted model, not a curated record
AUGACUAUCGCGAAUGGUACUUGCCAUGCGACUCGCGCGAUUGAAGAGAGUCCCCCACUCUUUCAAAAUGGGAAGAUUAUGAUCCAAGCUCACCACAUUGGUUGGGCGGUCUGUUCAUUGUUCACCUUGAUUGCUAUCGUCAUCUCCUUCUGGCUCAUCAACAAGCACACACGCUGGUACACCAACAAACUCGAGCAACGACACACCAUCCGAAUUCUGUUCAUGGUCCCCAUAUAUGCGGUCGUCAGCACGGCUUCGUUCUUUUGGUGGGAACAUUCAACACCUCUCCUGCUGAUCCGUGAUUGCUACGAAUCGACCGUUCUCACGUCGUUCUUCUACUUGCUUCUGCUUUACAUCUCUCACGAUGAGAAUGCUCAGAAGGAGGUCUUUCGCAAGAACGGGCCCUCCAAGAAGAACGACAGGGAAAGGCUAAGACAAGGCAAAGAGCUCCAACAUUGGGUCUAUCCCUUGAACUUCUUGAAGGCAAAGCCUGCGGAUGGACUCUACUUCCUUCAAAUCAUGAAGUGGGGAAUUCUGCAGUAUUGUGUCAUUCGGCCUGGAACCACGCUUGCUGCUGUUGUCCUCGACUAUGUGGGCUUGUACUGUGAAGAGUCAUGGAGUCUCGGUUGGGGCCAUAUUUGGAUCGUUGUUGUGGUUUCGAUAUCGGUUUCGAUUGCCAUGUACUGCUUGAUCCAGCUGUACAUGGUAGUGAAGGUCGAGCUGGCGCCGCAGAAGCCUCUUCUCAAGCUCUUCGCCAUCAAAGCAGUCGUGUUCUUAACGUUCUGGCAAGCAACGUUCCUGUCGUUACUGACCAUGUUUGGAAUCGUGAAAGACACACCUACCAUGACAGCUAAUGACAUAAAUAUCGGAAUUGGGGCCAUCGCUGAGACAACGGAAAUGGCUCUGUUCGCGGUAUUGCACCUUUGGGCGUUUUCGUACAAGCCCUACUACACUGGCGACAACGGCGGAGAGUCGACCCCACGUUGGCGAUCCCUUGGGCAUGCCAUGAACUUCCAGGAGACUUUCGUGGAGCUGUGGUCCGGCACUGUAUACAUGUGGUACAGGUACCGUGGCAAGGAGGUCGACGUUCAAGCUCAUCGCCAAGUCGCCCUGGAAAACGUAUUCGGACGGUCGAGAUAUGACAUUUCCCGCGAAGCGAAUGAACCCAAGGUGGCGACUGGAGAGAAGGAGCUCAACGUGUCGGUGAUGGUUGAGAAGGAGGUGCGGAUUGGUGAAGAGCAACAAUGGCUGGGUCUGGGAGACGAGUAUAAGUAUGGGCUGGGCUAUCAGUCGAGGAGACAGCGGGAGCGAAGUGAGGGUCUGGAGUCACAGAUUGAGAAAGAGUUAUCCCGGCGCGGAUACACUCUGCGAGGAAACCCUACUACCACAUAUACUCCCAUUAUAAACGAAGAAGCCGCCGAAGCUCCCAUCACCGGACACCAUCACGCUCAGUCAUCCUGGUGGCGCCGCUUCUACCCUCGGUUUUCGCAAUCUGGCCCUGGUCCAGACAGCGAGGCCUCACCCCAAGGCAGUUUCCCGAACUCCCCCCGCCGCUCGCGUCACCUCUCAAGCUUCAUGCCCAAUGUUAAAGAACACACGUACGAAGACCCCCCUCCACCAUCUGCCAUUCGGAUGUAUCGCGAGAGCAAGCUGAAUGGCGGCCCACGGAACUCAAAGCAAAACUCUCAACCUGCUUUCGAACCUUUACUUUUGGCAUCCUUCGGCGUUCCACCAGGGGGUCCCCCUGAUGCCCAUGCACAAAGCCGUCCUACUCAAUCACCAAGCCAUUACUUGAGACAUCCGGUACUCGCUCCUCUUGAGUCGAUGGCUUCGUUGUCAACCCCUGCACUUCCGUCACCGAGCAUGCAGUCGCUCCAGGCGGAUAGUUAUCUCGAGCGCGCCUUUGCAGGGUCUAUCGACAUUGGCUCGUCAGCAGAAGCGCUACUCUCCGGACCAUCGUCUCAGGCGCACCACGCUCAGAUUAAAUUUGGCGGCGUUCCUGAGGUGGCUACUAGGGAUAAGAUGGUUUUGAAGAUACCAGUGCUCGUGGACCCUUCCAUCAUGAUCGCCUCUACCCCAGUCAGCCGUUCAACCACUAUGCAGACCAUUACGCGUCCCGCUGCCAUUGCAGGCCCGUCGUCGCCGGUCCCCCCUCAGCCGCUUGCAUUCCGGUCUCAGCCGCCACAAUCCCCCCCACUCGCCGGUUCCCCGCCCGGGCGUGCGCCCACCAGCUCCCGACCAUCGAGCGACACGCAACAAUGGCGACGCUCGUCUCACAAACGGGAUUCGGCGCAGUUCUAUCCUGAACCUCGCGCGCUCUCGCCUCCUCAGGUUGUCUCACCCGUGAUGCAGUCUCCGCCCCAGUCCCCUGGCACCCAGCCGCGCCUGAGCCGAUCCAGCGCAGCUUACUCGAGGGGCACGCGGCGAGAUUCCAGGGGAGGCGUUCAAUACCCGACACCGCCUACCAUGCAAUACACCCCACCCAGCCGCCCGAUGAGUCGAUAUGUCCCUCGAAGGGAUCAGAUCGUCCUUCCCGCACCUCUGGCGCCCCAGAUGCUUCCGGUUGCUGCUGCCGAGAGCCCUGCUCAAGAACACACCCCUGCGAGAUCUCGCGGUUCUCCGCCGCGCGCAGAGCGUAGGAGCCCGCCGUACUCGCCACUGUUCACCAACCCUCCGUCCAAAUCCUCGCCAUCGAGGUAG